This is a messenger RNA of Lodderomyces margitis, 2259 nucleotides long. RefSeq names its product AMP deaminase. The transcript has a single exon. Bases 1 to 2259 code for a protein of 752 amino acids. The record is from RefSeq and is a predicted model, not a curated record. Gene Ontology annotation, biological process: IMP salvage; AMP metabolic process. Lineage: Eukaryota; Fungi; Ascomycota; Pichiomycetes; Serinales; Debaryomycetaceae. Gene Ontology annotation, molecular function: AMP deaminase activity. Gene Ontology annotation, cellular component: cytosol.
AUGAAGGACCUUCUGUGCAGUUCACUUCCAGAAGAAGAGGAAGCGGACGGCAGUGAUUACUCGCACAACUAUGACGCGGAAAGUGAUGACGAGGAUUUGUCGAAAUCUAUAAAGUCAGCACACUACUCCUCAUCACAGGAUAGGUUCAUGAAGGAUCACGAUUUGAAAGUCAAGACAUUUGAAGCCUUGCAUGGGCAUCAGGGAUCAAAUCCGUCCUCGCCGGGUGGAGCAAACCUUAGAAGAAGAUCAUCUGUUAUUGAUAUGCCCCAUAGUUUACAUCAUCCACCACCAUCGCAAGCGCCAAAUAUAGCAUCUAAUAAUGAUUACAUAUUUGGAACAAAUGCAUUACCUGAAGAGAUUCCCUCCGAUGAAAUUGUCGAGUUUUACCUGGAUGUGAAGGAAUGUUUGGAUCUUCGUCACAAAUAUUUGAAGCUCUCAUUGCAAAUACCAGAGUUGUUGAACCCUAAAAACCAACCAGAUUGGAAAAUCUACCCAGCACCCCCUAAACCGACUUAUAAAUCGAAGAACAAAUUCAACCAAGUGGUUGCAACACCAAACGAGGACGAAGAGUUUGAAUUUAGCAAAUGCAACAUACCUGACUUGAGUGGUUCUGAUGUCUACUUUGUUUUAAAUGACGAAGGUGUGUAUGAAGUAUUUGACAGUUUAAAGAACGAGAGACUUGUUCAAGUACCGAAUUUGCAUGAAUAUUAUCGUGACCUAGGCUUUAUGGGUAAAAUUUCUUCCGAUGGGCCAACAAAAUCAUUUUCUUUCAAAAGGUUGCAGUAUCUCGAGGCUAAAUGGAAUAUGUAUUACUUGUUGAAUGAGUUUGAAGAAACAAAGCAGUCGAAAGCAAACCCACAUCGUGAUUUUUAUAACGUAAGAAAAGUCGAUACGCAUAUUCAUCAUUCGGCAUGCAUGAAUCAAAAGCACUUGCUCCGUUUCAUUAAAUAUAAGCUCAAGACCGAGCCAGACGAACCAGUCAUAUUCCGUGAUGGCAAAAUUUUAACCUUAGCUGAAGUGUUCCAGUCGUUGAAGUUGUCGGGAUACGAUUUAUCGAUUGACACUUUGGAUAUGCAUGCACAUACCGACACGUUCCAUAGAUUUGACAAGUUCAACUUGAAAUAUAACCCUAUUGGAGAAUCGAGAUUGAGGGAGAUUUUUUUGAAAACUGACAACUUCAUCGACGGUAGGUAUUUGGCAGAACUAACCAAGCAGGUGAUGAAGGAUUUGGAGAGCUCGAAGUAUCAAAUGAAUGAGCUUAGAAUUUCGAUAUACGGUAGAUCUAUCCAUGAAUGGGACAAGGUAGCCUCGUGGGUAAUUGACAAUAAAUUGUUUAGUCACAAUGUCAGAUGGCUCAUUCAAGUGCCUAGAUUGUACGAUAUCUACAAAAAGAAUGGAAAUGUUACCUCCUUCUUAGAUAUCGUCAAGAAUUUAUUUGAGCCAUUGUUUGAAGUUUCAAGAAACCCCAAAUCGCAUCCUAAAUUACACGUAUUUUUGCAAAGAGUGGUUGGGUUUGAUUCUGUCGAUGAUGAAUCAAAGGCAGACAAACCUUUGCCGCCACACAAAUACCCCUCUGCUAUGGAAUGGAACCAUACUUCAAACCCUCCUUACUCAUACUACAUUUACUAUUUAUAUUCGAACAUUGCCAGUUUGAAUCACUUGAGAUUGAGAAACAAGUUCAACACGUUUGUUUUGAGGCCACAUUGUGGUGAAGCUGGUGACCCCGACCAUUUGAUUAGCGCCUUCUUGACUUCUUACGGGAUCUCGCAUGGUAUCCUAUUGAGAAAACUCCCAUUCAUUCAAUAUUUGUAUUACCUUGAUCAAAUUGGUCUUGCCAUGUCUCCAUUGUCCAACAAUGCAUUAUUCCUUACGUAUGAUAAGAAUCCAUUUUACAACUUUUUCAAAAAAGGAAUGAACGUGUCUUUAUCUACAGAUGAUCCGCUUCAAUUCUCAUAUACGAAGGAACCAUUGAUUGAAGAAUAUUCUGUUGCUGCACAAAUCUACAAGCUAUCUGGAGUUGACAUGUGUGAAUUGGCAAGAAAUUCAUGUUUGCAAAGUGGAUGGGAAGCGACUAUCAAAAAGCAUUGGUUGGGUAAAAACUACAUGAAAGGAGGAGUUGAUGGUAAUGACAUAGAAAAGACAAAUGUACCAGACAUUAGGGUCCUCUUUAGGGAAGAGACUUUGAAAAGCGAACAGCAUUUGUUACAAUACUAUAACGAAUUGAAAAACAAACAGUCUAAAAAGGAACAAGAGAGCUAA